UUCACCGCACAUUUUUUUUGCCGCUGUGCCCCCAGGGAUCGAUCGAUGCGGCGUGGCGAUGGCGUCGCGCGCUGAUCCGUCUUAGCGCUGGAUUCGCCCAUGUGAACUGCAUGCAUUCGCGAUUCGAGGUCUUUUUCCACUGAAUCCCUGCCUCUUUUUUCGGAUCGAUGAGAAGCUCCGGCGGCAUCCAAUCGCGGCUCUAGAAAUCCAGCUGCCGGCUACUGCCACAGGGAAGAAUCAAUCGCAAAUAUUAUGGGAUCAUCGUCACUGGCACGGGAAUUCUAGGACAUUGAUGGGAUGAAGAAGCCAGCGUUCAAUGUCAUGGAAAGAAAGUGGCUUGUCCCAUUGCUCGCCAGCUCCCUCGUCUCCAUCACGCUCUUCCUGGCGGCCACUUUCAGCGUCGGCGCGAGCUCCUAUGGCGCCAGAUCGUCCGUGUUCCAUUUGUUCCUCAAGGGCGAGGAUCCGGCCGACAUGUACGUCGAAUCCAAAUUGUCACAGGUUCCAGCCUCGGAUCUUCCCACGGCCCCCCGGCUCGCCUACUUGAUCUCGGGAACUCGUGGGGAUGGGGAUCGGAUGAAGAGGGUGUUGCAAGCGAUCUAUCACCCCAGGAACCAGUACUUGCUCCAUCUGGAUUUGGAGGCACCUCCCAGGGAGAGAGUGGAGCUGGCCAGAUACGUGAAGAUGGAUCCAACGUUUACGCUGGCCGGGAAUGUACAUGUUAUAGGGAAGGCUAACUUGGUGACUUAUAGAGGCUCGACUAUGAUCGCAUGCACGCUCCACGCCGCCGCGAUUCUUCUUCGGCAGAGCAAGGAGUGGGACUGGUUUAUCAAUCUCAGUGCUUCCGACUAUCCCCUCGUUUCCCAAGAUGAUCUUCUCAAUGUGUUUUCGUAUCUCCCGAGGGAUUUAAAUUUCUUGGAACAUACGAGUGACAUCGGCUGGAAAGAGUUCCAGAGAGCUAAACCAAUAAUCAUCGAUCCGGGUCUAUACAUGAACAAAAAGACUGAUAUAUUCUGGGUGACGCAGAGAAGAUCAGUUCCGUCGGCGUUUAAACUUUUCACAGGUUCGGCGUGGGUUGCUUUAACCAGGAAUUUCAUGGAGUUUUGCAUCUGGGGCUGGGACAACCUUCCAAGGACAGUGUUGAUGUACUAUACGAAUUUCCUGUCCUCUCCAGAGGGGUAUUUCCACACGGUGAUCUGCAACAGUCGCGAGUUCCGGAACACGACGGUGAACCACGACCUCCACUACAUCACCUGGGACAAUCCUCCAAAGCAGCAUCCACUCUCGUUAACCGUCAAGGACUUUGACAACAUGAACGCGAGCGGCAGCCCGUUUGGGAGGAAGUUUGACAAGGACGAUCCGGUGCUGGACAUGAUCGACAGCCGGCUGCUGGGGCGGGAGAAGGACCGAUUCACUCCUGGUGGAUGGUGCCUGGGCUCGUCGGAAAAUGGGAAUGAUCCUUGCUCGGUUAUGGGUGAUGCUGACGUUCUGCGGCCUAGUGCAGGAGCAAAGAGACUCGAGAGCCUGGUUUUGAAGUUAUUGGCCCCCGAGGACUUCCGGAAGAACCAAUGCGUCCAUUGAUGGAUGUGAUUGGCGAGCGACGAUGACAACAACAGCAUAUUUUCUCUAUCAGCUGGGGUGGCUGUAAUAUACAGGUCUCAAGUAGGAGGUAGGCUCAUAUAAUUUUUCAGGAGGAAAUUUUUUUUUGUCGGAAAACUUCUUGGGGGGUAACAAGGCUGUUAUUCUUUUCUUUGCU
This is a messenger RNA of Selaginella moellendorffii, 1753 nucleotides long. RefSeq names its product beta-glucuronosyltransferase GlcAT14A-like. The transcript has 4 exons. Gene Ontology annotation, cellular component: membrane. Bases 298 to 1578 code for a protein of 426 amino acids. Gene Ontology annotation, molecular function: glucuronosyltransferase activity. The record is from RefSeq and is a predicted model, not a curated record. Lineage: Eukaryota; Viridiplantae; Streptophyta; Lycopodiopsida; Selaginellales; Selaginellaceae.